UCACAUCCCAUAAAAUAAAAUAAAGAAAAUUACGUGACAAAAAAGAAAGAAUCAUUCAAAAUCACAAACACUCAAAUCUCUUCCUUUUGCCUGAAAAACCAAACCCAAAUUCUUCAAGAAACAACACUUGUCGAACGAUGGCUGAGCUUCUGUCUUUCUCAAACCCACAAGAUUUCAAGAACGACAACUAAUCAAUCUGGAAUUCGUACAACAGACCUCAUCGAUCACAUGAAACCCAUGAAUCAUCUUCAAUCUACAGACGUUAACAACUACAUCAAGAUUCAAAGGCAACUAUGAACCUUAAAUUUCAUGUUCGAAAGAUCCGAUGGCUAUGGAUGAUGUUCCAGGAUCCAUGGGAACAAGUGCGGGUUUUGCUCUGAGGUUGGGUCAAACCAUCUUCUCCUCUGCUUCUCUUCUGUUCAUGGCGUAUGGUGUUCAAUUCUACAGCUAUUCAUCUUUCUGUUUCUUGGUGACGAUUAUGGGUUUAGUUAUUCCAUGGAGCUUCACAUUGGCACUGCUUGAUGGAUACUCUGUUCUUGUAACAUGUCCAGUUCGACAAAAGGGUAAUAAUGGUUUCGAGUUUCGAUUAAUGAAUCGGAAGCAGGUGUUAUCGACUCUUACAUUAGCUGCAGCUUCUUCAGGUGCGAGUGUGGUGGAUAUCUUGAUGAGGGCAGAUGAGUCUUUUUGCCCUUCGAAUAUCUGCAGUAGAUAUUUGCUUUCUACCAUUUUUGCUUUCUUGGCUUGGUUCUUGUCCAUGGGUUCUUCCUUAUUCAAUCUAUGGCUUCUUCCAUCUUUGUGAGAUCUGAUAUGAUCAUAUGAAGCAAAUGCUUAUGGAACUUGAAGUUCCCUUUUCUAUAGGACCUAGAAUUUGUACAUUUGUAAUUUUUGGUUUUUAAAAAGUGUAGCGUAUUUUUACAAUGAAUAUACAACAUUAAUAUAUUAAUAUAUUAUACAAAUUAUCAGGG
Lactuca virosa is the source of this 965-nucleotide messenger RNA. Lineage: Eukaryota; Viridiplantae; Streptophyta; Magnoliopsida; Asterales; Asteraceae. The record is from the annotation of a GenBank genome assembly.